GGAGGUUUGAAAUUGCAAUUUUGGAAACCCUAGGUUGGUUUCUUGGAAGUGGAAGAGAUAAGCUCGUGCUGCAAUUGCCUUCUGCACUUGUUGCACUCGGUACCUGCAAUCCAGUAUAGAACAACUCAUUUUGACAAUCAACCAAGGCUCCUAAAUAUGGCAUCAGGUCCUUCUGGCCCUCCUAUUCCACCUUCAGGAAAUUCUGAUAAGGGGAAGGGGAAGAAAUCUUAUGUAGUGAAGUUGAUGACACGUUUCAAUAAUGAAAUUGGUUCAACCAGUCAACCAACUACACCUACCUCUACCUCCAUUGGUAGAUCUGUUCCACCUCCAUUAGUUGUUCCUGCCUUCAAUCCCACUCCACAUCAAGUUCCUACAUCUACACCUACCUCUAUUGGUACAUCUCUUCCACCUCCAAUACAAGUGCCUGGCUUGACACCCACUCCAUACCAAGUGCCUCCCCAUCGAAUGGCUUCACUCUCUCCCAAUGUUGGUUCUAACCCAUCAACUCCCAAAAAUAUUGCACCAUCACCUGGUAUAGAGGAUGCAGAUCCACAUUCUAGUUCAGUCGUCAAUUACGUGGAAGAAUGUUCCAAUAGUUGUCCAAUGAUUACACCCGUUGGAGGAGGGUUUUAUCCUACAAAAACUGCAUCGAAGGCAAUCACAACCACCAUCAAGGAAUAGUUUGAUGAGCCAUGGAUAACAUGGGGCUCAAUCCCUAAGUCAACCAGAGAUGUCUUCUUCGAACGUUUUAAGAGAAGGGUUUCAUGGAAGCCUGAAGAUGACGAAAAGGUAAAAAAAAAUUAUCACACCAAGGCAUCUCAUAGACUCUCAGAGAUGUAUAAAAAAGCUAGAACUCUAGGAAAAAGACCUGAUUGGUUGGGGAACGAUACUUGGAAUGCUCUUUUGGAAAAGUGGAACAUGCCACUUUAUAGACAAAAGUGUGAAACGGCAAAGAAGAAUCGGACAUCUGAAAAGGGUGGUUGUUUGCACACUGGAGGAUCUAUAAGCGUGCAUGAGCAUGCUAUUCGUUUGUCACAAGAGCCUGGUCGGUCUGUGCAUGUUGAUGAAAUAUUUCAGCAGACACAUAUUCGUCAAUCAACAGGGGAAUUUGUGGACGAAAGGUCUAGGCGGACCCAUGAACAAUUUGUAGCAAAAUUUUCUCAAAUAAGAUCUGAGACUGCAUCUGUUGGUGUCUCAACAUCUUCUCCUCUAGAUCCUGCGGAGGAGGAAAGAUUGAGAAACCGAUGUUGGUUAGAGGCUGCUGGUGGAAAAUACAAGGGACGCGUAUACGACAUUGGAAAUGUCACUUCCCAAGAUGAUUGUGUUGAUAGUUACAUCCAACAGACACAGGCAUCUUCUACUGCUCAACCACAAAAUUCAGAAGAAAUUGUUAACCUGAAAUCGCAGUUACAACAAUAUGGUCAGCAGCUUCAAAAUUUUGAAGGCUUUAUUGGCGUCCUCCUGCCAUUCCUUCCGCCUUCAGCAGCCGCAGCUGCACAAGAAUUUUUAAACCUUCAAAAUCCUCAAGUUCAAAAUGAAGUACCCAAUAAUGUCCAACCAGAACAGCAACCUCCAGAACAGCAACCACCACACCAGCAACCACCAGAUGAACAACCACAAGAUGGAAAUGAUUACAUGCAUUAUUAGGCAUUUUAUAGAACUUAUUUCCAUUACUGUUGAACUUAUUUAGAAGAGAUAAGAGUUAGUUAAGUUUCCUUGGAGCUUUAGAUCAUUUAACUGAACUAGAGGCAAUGGUUUAUCGAUGUUGGUGGGCCUUACGGGAAGUUAUUUAUCCUUAAGAGAACUCCCUAGGUAAUAGAGAGUCUGGUACAGAAUCUAACUAAGACUUAAUAAUUAACUUGACUAGUCCAAAGUACUUGGAAUUAGUAAAUUUAUCUACGAGAUUAAUGUGGUUGAAUUAUAUGGCAAGUGUUACAUCUGUUUAUGGUCUAUUGAUAUGUUUGGCAGCAGUAUAACCCUGAUAAGCAAGUGUUCUACCUUUUAGCCAAGGAACUGAAGGUUUGUUCCGUGAAAGGGUGUGAGAGUGAUAUUUGUGAUGGUUAAUAGGUGCUGUGAUCAUGUCUUGAGUGUGACUCAGAAAGAGAAUUGUUUAAUAGAGGGCAUUAGGCAGGGCUGAUAAUGAACCAGACUCAUGGUUGAUGGAUAAUUGUAAUAAUGAAUGCAAGCCCAUGAUUUGAUUCAAAGGAAACACAUACCAGAUUAUGUUAACCUGUUGAUGAAUGGUUUCAGUAUGGUUUAGUUUUUCUCUGGAAUCUAUAACCUGAUGUAGACUUGUAAGCUUAGUGGUGACACUGAAUUAAUAGAUAGAAUGAAAUUUUAAGAAGUAAGAAUUUAUCUUAAAAUGAUGAAAGCGACAUUCUAUAAUAUUGUGUUGUUUCGGGUUGACAAAAAUAAAUUACAAAACGAUUGAAUGUACCUUGGUGGAAUAGUCUGGGAUGGGGAUAGCAGUUAAGUUACUCGGAGACCAAAACGUCUAGGUAUAUGACAAUAGCCAAGAAGCAAAGUUAGGCAAGGUAUUAAUUAUGAAACUGGUUUAGGAAGGGAGAUCUUUUGUGCGGAUACCAAGUACACUAGGGCGAUAAUCAAAGAGUUUAAAUGAUUGAUUUGUUCCAGAUAGUAACUUUAGGCCAACAAAUCCUUCACAAGGUUUUUCCUUGCGUUGACUUAGGGUAGUAAAGGGACAUCGAAGAAAGUGUUAUUGCAGCAGAUAUUGUCAGUGAUUAUAUUGAGGAGGAUAUUUCCGAGGAGCAUUAUGAAGUACAUAAAGAACAAGUUCGGCGAGAUAUUGCAACAGUUACUGAAGUUGAAAAUGUUUUGCAUGCUCCAGAAUCAGAGCAGCUGGUUGAAGCAAGAAGCUUAGAUAUUGCUACAAUUACUGGAUUUGAAAAUGUUUUGGAUGCUCCAGAGGAAGUACUCAAUAUGGUAGAAUCAGAGCAGCUGGCUGAAGAUGGAAACUUGGAAGAAAACCUGGCACAAGAAGUUGAGACUAAAUUAAAUGUUGAAAAUCAACAAAGUUUGAAUUCGGAGGUUGCUGAAAUUAGUAAUGAAGCUUAUGACUCAGUUACAAGGUCAGGCAUAAGAAUACGAGGUCAGCAAGCAAAGUUUGGAUUCUGUAGGGUAAAAGCAAAAUCAAAAGCUCCAUGAAGCAACCUCUAGAGUUGCAUAAGGUCUCCUUUCCAUCUAAUAACCAACAGAUUUCGCCAGAGAAGUCACGUGGGCCCAUAGAAAUGGACGUGAUUGAAGAUUCUUCAGAAACGAGCAGCUUUCAGCAAAGCUCGUUCUACAGUGAAAAUGUAGCAAACAUGUAUGACCAGAGUAAUAUAGGUUGAAUCAUUUAUCACCUCUACAGAGCUAAUAAUUA
Molecule: messenger RNA, 3382 nt
Organism: Vigna angularis (adzuki bean)
Lineage: Eukaryota; Viridiplantae; Streptophyta; Magnoliopsida; Fabales; Fabaceae
Exons: 7
Coding region: 835-1647 (270 amino acids)
Source: RefSeq, a predicted model, not a curated record